Messenger RNA from Chlorella variabilis, 1776 nucleotides. RefSeq lists its product as hypothetical. Lineage: Eukaryota; Viridiplantae; Chlorophyta; Trebouxiophyceae; Chlorellales; Chlorellaceae. The coding region runs from base 112 to 1776 and encodes 554 amino acids. The record is from RefSeq and is a predicted model, not a curated record. The transcript is spliced from 6 exons. Gene Ontology annotation, molecular function: RNA binding.
CCUAAUACAACACCCUAGCACUCCCCACAGUGCCGCUGAAGCAAGGCCAUGUGCUGCUGAACAACGCACACCCCACACAGCGGCUGACUCUACCCCUCGUCCGGGCUAGGCAUGUCGGCAAACGAACUGGCGGACGUGAGCAGCAACAGCUCCCAGCAAGAGAGCGACAGCGAGGCCGUGACGCGGAUCCCUGAUGACGAGGGCCUGGAUGAGUGCCGGCCCAGCCUGGACCUGCCCUCCCUGGCGGGCGGCUCCAAGGGCACCGGCCCACGCCUCUUUUGCGGCCACGUGCCAAAGGAGGUGAACGACGAGAUGGUGCGGCAGCACUUCAGCGCGUGGGGCACCGUGAACGACGUCUACUUCCCGCGCCACAAGAAGACUCUCAAGCGCCGCCCCUUCUGCUUCGUCACCUUUGCCAACAAGGAGGACGCGGAGCGCGCGCUGUCGCAGAGCGGGCUGGAGAUUGGCGGCGUGGCCAUCAAGAACCUGACCAUGGUGGAGGACAGGGACAAGUAUUACACCAACAAGCACGCGUCGGCGCGGCAGGCGCUGCUGCAGGCGCUCAAGCAGUUGGGGCCCUCCACCACGGCACCCAGCAGCGCCAGCCAUGCCGCGAUGCCGCCCGCCGCCGCCACUGGCGCCGUCACCUCCGAGCAGCUGAGCAACCUGGCCGCCAUCAUGGCGCUGGAGGGCGUGCAUUCGGACGUGGUGCUGCAGACGCUGGGCCUGCCCACAACCGCCGAGGCCGCCGCCGCCGCCGCCGCCUCGGGUGCCGCCCCGGCGUCCUCGGCGCCCAUGCCCGGCCUGACGGCCAGCGCGCUGGCCAGCCUGGACAGCGCCACGCUGAACAGCCAGCUGCUGCACGCGCUGGCCAGCCCCUCGCUGAGCAGCCAGACGGCGUUUGACAUGCGCGGCAGCUUUGACCUGUCCACCGCCAUGCGCUCCACCGGCAACUCCAUGGACCUCUCCUCCCUGCAGCACAGCCUGGCGGCGGCCGCGGCGGGCCUGCCCAUGGAUGCAGGCUCCGUGGCGGGGCGCAUGCACACCGCAGACAGCCGCAGCACGCUGGCCUCGGCCGACUGGUCGCGCGGCCCCAGCGCCCGCACCUCCAUGGACACGAGCGUGCUGCUGCCCGCCACCACCGCCGGCUUCCUGGCCCCCGCCGCGCCGCUGGGCCCCGCGGGCGGCCUGGGCGGCAUGCAGGCGCGGCUGUCACUGGACGCCGCGCUGCAGCUGCAGCACGCGCAGCAGCAGCAGGCGGCGCACCAGGCGAUGCUGGCCAGCCACUCGCGCAUGUCCUCCUCGGCCUACCCGCUGCCGCCCAUGGCCCCCCAGGCCAACAUGGCAUCCGUCAUGCACAGCGGCUUCUACCAGCCCCAGGCGGCGCCGCCACCGCAGCCGCAGCCGCCGCAGCCCGAGAUGCAGCACAGCCUGCAGACUGUGCUCUCGUCUGGGCUGUACGGCGGCGGCGGCGCCCCCGCCGUGCCGGCCCCAACCCGACACUCCAUGCACGAGUUUGGCGGCAGCGGCCUGCUGCCCUUCAAUGACGCCACCUGGGCGCCCCAGCUGUCCCAGCAGCAGCAGCACCACCAGCACCAGCUGGGUGGCUACAGCACUGUGCUCCGCCCCUCCAUCGACCGCGCGGGACUUCCGCCCCUGCCGCCGCGCAGCCCCAACCAAGACACCCUGGGCCGCCAGGCCAACAGCGGCUCACCCGACUCCCUGAUGGGGCUCCCCGCCAGCGGGUGGCCCAUCACGAGCCGGGUGACUGCGUAA